This is a messenger RNA of Mytilus californianus (California mussel), 3238 nucleotides long. RefSeq lists its product as uncharacterized. NCBI's taxonomy places the organism in Eukaryota, Metazoa, Mollusca, Bivalvia, Mytilida, Mytilidae. The record is from RefSeq and is a predicted model, not a curated record. The transcript has 10 exons. The coding region runs from base 129 to 2711 and encodes 860 amino acids. Gene Ontology annotation, biological process: signal transduction. Gene Ontology annotation, molecular function: protein binding.
AGCUUCCGUUUCAACCUGUUUGUUUACAAGUUUCCAAGCUGUUUAUUAAUUAACAUUCUUAACUAACAAGAUAAAAUCUGCAUAGUAAAGGACAUGUAUUUUGCAUGUAAUGUAAAUGAAAUGAUUGAAUGGGUUCCCAACCAUCUAGUUUGCCAUCAAACAGGCAUCUCAAAGGAUUUGUUGUAACGAAACAACUCAGCGCUCGUCGUAAAAUAAAUUCCUCCACUCUUUCAAAAAAAUUUUCCUAUUCAGAAAUUUUAACUCUUGUUGAAUACGAUGCUCAUGAUUUCUUUGAUAAAAGUGCUUAUGUCAAAGACAAACUUAUUAAAAGACCUCAUUCAGAGAAAAUUAUAAGUUUAAGUGAAAUCACCGAUUUGACUGAAUCUGAAGCCAGCCAUCCAAAAAAAUUGAACUCAUUUCCAACAGUAGUUUCAAAACCAAACAAUACUAAGAAAGCAAGUAUCUUAAAAGAAAAUGGUUCAAGUCAAAUCUAUCCACUUCCAAAAAUAGUUACUGUCAAUGAAAAAGAUAAACAUAUUAAAGAUGCUACAAAUAAGUCAACUUGUAUAAGUAGGAACCACGGAAAAGAUAUGGAAGAAACUACAGAUUUUGACCAUUUGAAUCAUGGGGUCCAUAAAAAUGACCCUUACGUACAGAAGUCAGAUAUACAUCCUCAAACAACAUCAAAUGAACAUAAAUCUGCUACAAAAAGUGGAGAAAACAAAAUGGAUGCCAAACAGGAAGUAAAAGAAGAUAAUGAAAAUAUCAAUGAGGAAAUCGUUGUUAUUGAUAGUGUACCAGAAGACGUUUUUGAACAGCAAAAAAGAGAAAAAAGGGAAAAAAUUAUAAAAGCUAUAAAAGAUAUUUCAAAAUGUCAAAAUGAAAGAACUACAGAGGGACAUUAUACAGAUACUCUAAGGGCAGACAUUUUGGAGAUGUACCAAUUUUAUUUUUCAUUCAAAAAUUAUUCUUUUGAAAGACGUGUCCGAUUCCGUCAUGAAGUUUUAGAAGACAUCCUGAAGGCAGAGGACAAUAUUAUCAUUACAUUUUGUAGAUUAAGUCAGGAAAUAAUGAAAAAUGGUUACCGAAACUCAGAAGGAAAAUCAGUCGUAGGAUUAUUCAAACCAUUAAGGAAUAUGUUAGGAUUUUUAAUGAAUUUUUCUGACUUAAUGAACCCUAUAGUCUGCAAGACAAUUCUGGAUCAGACUGAGUUUAUGAAUACAUUGAUACAAAAACUGAAUGAGCUGGCAACACCCCAUUUGAAUAAAGAUUUGAAGGAAAAUGAUACCAUUUUACUUGGUCUUUAUAUGGGAAUUUCUCAUAAUAUUGCACAAAAGGAGGAACUAACUGGAGGAUUUAGAGAAGUUGGUAUUGUAGAAGCAGUCAAACCCUAUUUGAACUCAUACCAAGAAAGAAAACAACUGACAAGCUUGGCAAUUUUAGCAAAUGUUAUUAAUGAAGAAGAGAGUGAAAUUUUAAAAAGCAAUGAAGGUUUGAUAACAUUUACCAUCAAGAGCCUUAAAAGAGGAAUGAAUGACAAAAUGCGGAGAAAUGGAAUUGGUUGGUCAGUUCGAGAAACUGUUAGGACAAUCAGAAUGGUGGCGAAGAAUGACAAUAACAAAACAACAGUGUAUACAUGUGGAGCAGUUCCACUAUUAGUUGAGCUAGCUAAUCAACCCGGAGAUGCAGACGAACAGAGAGAGGCUGUUGAAGCCUUGUGGAGUUUAUCUUUUGACCAGCAGAUUCAGGCUGAGAUUAUAAAUGAUCCAGAGUGUGGAGUCAUAGAUACAUUUGUCAAACUUUACAAAUCUGCAGAGGAUAAGGGGGUUAGGAGAAUCUGUGGUAAAGCUCUCUGGACAAUGAAAAAUAGCUUGAAAAAUUCUCAACAUUACAAGAAAGUUGGAGAAGAAUUCAGCUUUUUACCAGUAACACCAAGGGAAUCAGAACAACGUGACACUCACGUCAUGAUCAGUUAUAACUGGGGACAUCAGAGUAUAGUGAAGGAGAUCUGUGGUCAGUUACGUAACAAUGGAAUCAAGGUCUGGAUGGAUAUUGAUGAUAUGCAUGGAUCUACACUCCAGGCCAUGGCUAAUGCCGUAGAGAAUGCUGACAUUGUUUUAGUAUGCUAUUCACAGAAUUAUAAAAACAGUGAUAACUGUAGAGCAGAGGCAGAGUAUGCAUUCCAACUGAAAAAGAAGGUUAUACCAUUAAAGAUGGAGAAAGCAUACAAAGCCGAUGGAUGGCUUGGGUUUAUUAUUGGUGCCAAAUUAUUUUAUGACUUCAGUGGAAAAUAUCCAUUUGAAAAGAAAGUGACAGAACUGAUAAAUGAAGUUCAGAGUUCAUUACAAAAUAUGAAGGGUGUCACAAUCCAAGUGCCAAAUGCAGAGGUCCAAGUUCAAGUUAUACCCCAACAAUCAGCAUCAACAACAUCAGCGGCAGCCUCAGUACCUGUUUCUAGAACAAAAUCAUCAGAUGUUGAGAAAGUGAAGAAAUGGUCACCUCAGCAUGUUGGAAAAUGGCUGGAUAAAAAUCAGUUACCAAGGAACUUAAUGGGAAGAUUGAGUGGACUAGAAAUAGCCUUCUUACAUGUUCUAGUUCAGGAAUCACCUGAUGUGUUUUACAAGACCAUUGCAGAUCAAUUGAGUGUAAAAGACAUUUUAACAAUGGCCAAGCUCAGAUUUGCAUUGGAGGCACUGGAUGUUGAUAUAUAGAAUAAAACACAUAAAUGACUUGGAAUACUGAUAAAAGUCUAAGCCAUUUCAAAGUUUGAUGUAGACGUGAGAUAGAUAAAACAAAUCUGGAGUACGGUAGCUGACUGUGAAAAAAUUACUGUGGAUUUAUUUAAUUUCCUGGGUACCAAUUUUCAUGGAUUAAGGAAAUAUUGUAUUUUCGUCAAUAUUUGAUUUUUGUCUCGCCUUGACAGAGUCAAAAAGCGAGACAUGGGUAUGCUGUUUCCGGCGUUGGCGGCAGCGUCAACAAUGUAUUAGUUUGUGAUUAGGUCUAAUUUAAGGUGAACCACUAGUGGUUGGUCAAUGAUACUUGGUACACAGUUGUAUUAGCACUGGCACAUCUCAUUUCCCGAAAGAUUAUUUGGCCUUGCCCCUCAGUCAUGGUCUAUUGACUUUGAAACUUUUGCUUAGUUUAUAUGUAUUAGUUUGUGAUUAUGUCAGUUUAUGGGGAACCACUAGUGGUAAGUCAAUGAUAUUUGGUAUGCAGUUGUAUAAGCAUUGGCAUAUCU